AAUGAUUCAGGGGCAUAAUGCAGACAUAUCAGACUUGUGUGCUGUGUUUUGAAUUUAUCAGGAGACGAAUCCGAAUCGAAAAAAACUCAUCUACCUCCAAGAUUAGUGGCCUGAAGCGAAUCAGAAGUACCUCCGCACAUGAAUUAUCAAAAAAAAAAAAAUCGUAUUUUGUUUCCUUGCUUUUGUGGCUUUAGCAGCGGCAGUUCUCUCUUGAUUACUUGAUUUUACUUCUUCACUCCUUAAAUAGUCACGUUGAUCGAGUCACUGUAACCAUCUUCACUCUUGCCUCAUCUUCCAUGGCUACAUCCUCUCCUCUCCUUCACAUUCAAUUCCUCCUCCUUUGCUCCGCCCUCCACUUCACCGUACUCGCCGCUUCCGGGACCGCCGACGGGUCUGAGGAGUGGGGAUACGUCCAAGUCCGGCCAAAGGCGCACAUGUUCUGGUGGCUCUACCGGAGUGCUCAGAGGACUGACGCCGGCCCGACUCCAUGGCCGACCGUGCUCUGGCUCCAGGGCGGACCUGGCUCCUCGGGCGUCGCCAUGGGGAACUUCGAAGAAGUCGGGCCGCUGGACGCGAAUCUCAAGCCUCGGAAAUCGACGUGGCUGCAAAAGGCUGACCUCCUUUUUGUGGACAAUCCCGUGGGUACAGGGUUCAGCUUCGUGGAGGACGAGAGCCUUCUUGUGAAGAGCGACGUGGCGGCGGCCACGGAUUUGACGACGCUUCUCAAGAAGCUCUACAAUGGCAACGAAGCAUGGCAGAAGAGCCCGCUCUUUAUUGUGGCAGAAUCUUAUGGAGGGAAGUUUGCUGCCACUGUUGGUUUAGCUAUCCAUAAAGCCAUUAAAGCAGGAGAAUUGAAGCUCAAGUUUGGAGGUGUUGCUUUGGGAGAUAGCUGGAUUUCACCAGAAGAUUAUGUGUUCUCUUGGGGGCCUCUGCUGAAGGAUAUAUCAAGGCUCGAUGGAAAAUCUGCAGAGGAAUCGAACAAAAUAGCUGAAGAAAUUAAGCAGCAGAUAGCAAAUGGACAAUACAAUGAUUCAGCAUACACAUGGGGAAGGCUUGAAGACUUCAUCAGUUCUAAAAGCAAUGAUGUUGAUUUUUACAAUUUCUUGUUGGACUCUGCAAGCGAUCCUCUGUCACUGGCAACAACUACAGAAGUGGGAAGGAAGCAAGUAAUGAAGGCGUAUACAACAUACUUGAGCUCUAAGGCUUCUGCAGAUGUUGACAUUUCGAGCCUCAUGAACGGUCCAAUCAGGAACAAGCUCAAGAUCAUUCCAAGAAAUGUGAGCUGGGGAGAGCAGUCUGACCUUGUCUUUAAUUAUCUUUCCAAUGACUUCAUGAAGCCAAGAAUCAAAGAGGUUGAUGAGCUCCUUUCCCUGGAAGUCAAUGUCACCGUCUAUAAUGGACAGGUUGAUUUAAUUUGUGCAACCAAGGGCACUGAAGCCUGGAUUCAGAAGCUGAAAUGGGAAGGAUUAAAGAGUUUCAACAACAUAGAUCGAACGCCUUUAUAUUGUUCUAGUGAGGAAGCAGGACUCACCCGGGGCUUCCUAAAAUCUUAUAAGAACUUGCAUUUCUACUGGAUUCUUGGAGCAGGACAUUUUGUUCCAGUAGACCAGCCUUGCAUUGCACUAAAGAUGAUUGCCGACAUUACGAAUUCUCCUGCUGUGUCUUCUUAGCAUUGUUGAUAUCCCUCCUGGCAUUAUAAGAACAGGAACAGAGUGGAAAUGCAAUGUUUAUUCUUCACAUUUCUAUUGUUUGGGUGAAAAGGGGAAUAAGAUGAUGAAUUAUUUAAAUCAAACAGUUAGUUGUUUAUAUUGAUCAACUUGUCCUUGCAUAAUCUUCGAGUACUA
Messenger RNA from Zingiber officinale, 1844 nucleotides. RefSeq names its product serine carboxypeptidase-like 51. Gene Ontology annotation, biological process: proteolysis. Gene Ontology annotation, molecular function: serine-type carboxypeptidase activity. Lineage: Eukaryota; Viridiplantae; Streptophyta; Magnoliopsida; Zingiberales; Zingiberaceae. The transcript has 13 exons. The record is from RefSeq and is a predicted model, not a curated record. The coding region runs from base 297 to 1670 and encodes 457 amino acids.